Molecule: messenger RNA, 4332 nt
Organism: Syngnathoides biaculeatus (alligator pipefish)
Lineage: Eukaryota; Metazoa; Chordata; Actinopteri; Syngnathiformes; Syngnathidae
Gene: nudt4b
Product: nudix (nucleoside diphosphate linked moiety X)-type motif 4b
Exons: 5
Coding region: 350-919 (189 amino acids)
Biological process (GO): diphosphoinositol polyphosphate metabolic process; diadenosine hexaphosphate catabolic process; adenosine 5'-(hexahydrogen pentaphosphate) catabolic process
Cellular component (GO): cytoplasm; nucleus
Molecular function (GO): bis(5'-adenosyl)-pentaphosphatase activity; endopolyphosphatase activity; diphosphoinositol-polyphosphate diphosphatase activity
Source: RefSeq, a predicted model, not a curated record
ACUCCACUCUGCCGUGCACUGAGUCAGCGGCGGCCAUGCGCAAAUGGGCCCAGAGGAGGGCCGACUACAUAAAAUCCUUGCCGGGGUCGGGGGUCUCCAUUCACUGCUUACCAGAGAACUUAACCCAGCCCUUGGAGGUUCGACCUGCUUUCCUGACUUCUAAUCAACCGAGGAACACUGAGAAAAAGAGCCCAUUGGAGCCUCACAACUAGUCCCCUCCUCCUCCUCUCAUGACAAGGAUUUAGACAGCGGCGGCGGCGAUGCGGCAGCUGUGCUCCUAAAUCGCUAUUUUCGGCGUUGUGUUUUCAAAUUGUCGCCGGUUCCACCUCGAGCGAAGACCGCAUUCAAGAUGAAGCUGAAGCCCAACCAGACCCGGACGUACGACGGCGAGGGUUUUAAGAAGCGAGCGGCGUGCCUGUGCUUCAAGAACGAGCGCGAAGAGGAGGUGUUGUUGGUCAGCAGCAGUCGGCACCCGGACCAGUGGAUUGUCCCCGGAGGAGGGAUGGAGCCCGAGGAGGAGCCUUGUGGAGCGGCGGUGCGGGAAGUCUUUGAGGAGGCUGGUGUGAAGGGCAAGCUAGGACGCCUGCUUGGUGUGUUUGAGCAAAAUCAAGAUCGGAAGCACAGGACCUACGUGUACGUGCUGACCGUCACCGAGACGUUGGAGGCCUGGGAAGACUCGGUCAACAUAGGCCGCAAGCGCGAGUGGUUCACGGUGGACGAGGCCAUCAAAGUGCUGCAGAGCCACAAGCCCGUGCACGCCGAGUACCUGCGGAGGCUCCAGCAGCUCCAGCUCAGCUGCUCGCCCACCAACGGCAACUCCAUCCUGGCCAGCCCGCCGGCCAACGACAACUACCCGCACUACAGCGCCACGGCCACCACGCCCUCCGCGGGCAGCGUGCUGGCCUCCUCCCGCAGAUAGGACUCCUCUUUGAGACUUUUUUUUUUUUUUUUUUUUUGUACAGCCUCGCAUGGAACCGGGACUCUUCAGCAACUUGUGUAAAUAGUCUUAUCUGCUGGACGGACCAAAGCCAUUGCCGGAACUUGAGAAGGACUCAUGGCAACGCAGCAAACUCGCACGUUUUUCCUCACCGUGAUGAGCAAGAGGACGCCGUGGACUCCGUUGGCAUGCCUUACAGUACUUUGUAUGAAUGUUUUUGUUCUCUUUUUGGCACAGCACACACAAUCUGUGGUCAAUAAACGCAAAGCACGACCACGGCGGGAAUGUUUUCACACGCAAGGAUGGCUUUUAGUGCAUGGUGGCGACAUCAUCCACGGAGAUGGCGCUGUUUUUUUUUUCCCCAGUUUUUAUUCAUUAACUACUUUACGUCACUGCAAGUUGGCAAAAAAAAAAUGUUACAUUGCAUAGAGUAUUAAGGCCAUGUUGGAAUAUAUAAAGGGGUGGGGGGGAAAAAAGUCAUAUUUCAGGAAUCAACGUUUAAAAGUUGGACUAUUCUGAGUAAAAUCCUCAUCGUUUGUAAAAUGGAACAUUUCAUCAUUACAACGCACAUGCAAACAAUUUUAUUUAUUAUACUCAUAAUAACCCCUCAAGGGGAAGUCGCCUCACUCACCUAUUUUGUGCCACACAAUUUUCUUUUUUUUUUUUUUUUUUGCACAAAUGUAUAUGUGUUACAAAUAUACUUUAUAGAAGAAAGGAUAUCAGAUAGAAGAAAAUCUGGAAGUGUAUCACUUAAAAAUCUGCCUAUUUGUAAAGCACUUAAAAAAAAAAAAGUGCAGUACAGUGUUCCCCUGUUAUUCACGGGGUUUACGUUCCUUACACCCCCGCGAUUAAUGGACGCAGUAUUAAUACACACAAGUUACUUUGUCAGCAUGCAUGCCAACAUGUGUAUUAGCGUGUACGUAAGCUAACAUAUGAAGGCCCUCAGGAGGCAGUGAGCAACAAUUAAAUUUAACAUCCAUAAGAGCAGGCGGCACAGCGGUUCAGCUGGUAAAGCGUUGGCCUCAUGGUUCUGAAGACCCGGGUUCAAUCGCAGCCUCGCCUGUGUGGAGUUUGCGUGUUCUCCCUGAGCCUGCGUGGGUUUUCUCCUGGCACUCCCAUAUCCCAAAAACGUGCAACAUUAAGUGCACUCUAACACUCUAAAUUGCCCAUAGGUGUGAUUGUCAGUGCGGCUGUUCGUCUCGAUGUGUCUUGCGAUUAGCUCUCAACCAGUACAGGGUGUACCCCGCCUCUUGCCCAUUGACAGCUGGGAUAGGCUCCAGCACUCCCUGCGACCCUUGUGAGGAUAAGCGGCAAAGAAAAUGGAUGGAUGGAUCUAUAAGAACUAGAACGAGCAAAUAAUACAACAAACAAAAGAACGACUCCCGAAAUAAUUGACACAAAACAUGCUCUUUAAACGUUAUUUACAUCCUCCCAGCAUGCCUUGCGGCACUCAGGACCUACAUAGUACCGCAAGCGUUGCAUGCAUGCUAGCAGUGUAGCGUGUGUUUAAGUGCACUUUGUUUGUUUGUCACACAACAUAUGCAAAUGUCGGAACAUGAGGCGCACCACUUUGUAAUGCGCCAUGUCUAAUGUGGCGCCUCGUCUAUUUAGAAGAUAAUUUAAGACGUUUGCGAUCGUUAAAAUACGGUAAAUUUAAAACAAAACAAAAAAAAAAACUCAGACCAAAUUCCACGAAUAUGUAGAGCUGCAAAUGGUGAACACUGUACAUUAAAAAAAUGGAAUUAAAAAUAAAAUAACAAAAUGAUGGUGAUAAAAUAUUUUCAAAUUGAUCUAUCAUUGGCCUCAAAGCACAACCAGCCAAGUCAUGUUCAUGUUUUUUUGGGGAAAAAAAAAUAUCAAGUGCAGUGGUGUUUUUUUUUUUUUUUAUUAUUGGGUACCAAGUCAAGAAAAGAUGGCAAUUAAGCUAAUGAUAUAUUACUUUAAAAACAAACCCUUUCAGCACCUCAACCGUGUUUUUGACCAAACUGUCCUUAUGUUGGCUGCCUGCUGCUGUAAUCUCCAAACCUUAUUUUAAUUCUCCUUAUGCAGUAUUUUUCAGGACAACUGUUGCCUACUUACUUCUUUUUGUUGGUACACAAAUCGAAAGUACGGCCCAUGCUGGAUUGUACUUCUUGACUGCUAUUAUUAUUUCUGGGCCCUUGGUGUCCAGUUCAAAGGUCACACGAGGCUGUACCCGCUGUCUGUGAAUCGCUACCUCAGUCCGGAGAGAAAAACAAAGCAAAACAAAACAAGCAGAUGAGUCGGGGAUGCUGCCUGGUGACAACACCACCGCUGCGCUGGUCAUCGUUGACACUUUAUCCAGAGCGUCCGGCGAUGAUGUCGCGUGUGAAAAAGCCGCCUGGUUCCCACCUUUAAAACUAUUUGAAGGUCUUUGUCGUACAACGUGGGUGUUUGCCACGGGCUGCUUCCUGCUUGAGCGUUUACAUACACACACACAACUUUUUAGAUGGCCUUUGUUUUAACAUUGACACUCGCUAUAGCUGCUCUUGUUUUUAACGGUGUUAAUGGUGUUGCCCAGGAGGUUUUGAUACACUUUCUGCCCAGAAAAAAAAAAAAAAAAGUCAAAUAUAACACAGAAGCUGUAAAUUUGCUUCUGCUGACGGCUGAAUGACGACGCUCGAACUUGUCAAUGCCUUGGGAAUCAUAUUGGAAUUGUGUUUUUCACCGAAAUGAACCUGUACUCAACUGUUUUGUAUCUUUUUAGCGAUGUACAAAUAACUGGAGAACCCCCACGUACACACAUCAGGGCGCACACAUCCGCCGUGUGCUUUGUACAGUCCUGAGGAUGGUUUGGAUGUGUCUUUGCAGGAGCGAUUCAGCUCAUUAAAACUCACUAAAAGCAAUUUUUGGAAUAAAAAAAAAAAAAAAAAAAGGCAUUGACUCCAAACUCUAUUGGGAGAAUUUAAUUUUUCACUAUGAAGUCUCUCGCGGUUUACCGUCACUAAAAUGUUUCUAUAAACAUAUUCUUACAGAAGUGAAUUAUGUGCCAAAUUUGAACAUUUCAUGUAGACGUAGAGAAAAAUACGCUUUUAAUGAGUUCAUGUGGGGAGGGGGGGGAGGUGUUGAGACUGUACUUUUGAACUUCUGACUGAUGAAUGCUUUCUGCCAUGUUUUAGCACAUCGUAUGUUUAAAUGAAAUCCUCAAACUUUGCCUUUUCGGGCAAUUCUUGAAGCUUCGGUCACCCUAAAGUCCCAGAUGUGUUUAAUGUAAGCUGGUGCAAGCCUCAUUGAGGAAGCUUUUUUUUUUGUUUGUUUUUUUGGUCACACUUUGAAUGUUAAAUCAUAGGAAGCAGGUGAUGUCAUUGAUUGUUAUGCACGGUGAAGUGGAAAUUGACUGGAAAUAUUGUGGGGGGGGGGGUGGGUAAAAACAUUAA